This is a messenger RNA of Neoarthrinium moseri, 1182 nucleotides long. RefSeq lists its product as uncharacterized. The transcript is spliced from 3 exons. Lineage: Eukaryota; Fungi; Ascomycota; Sordariomycetes; Amphisphaeriales; Apiosporaceae. The coding region runs from base 1 to 1182 and encodes 393 amino acids. The record is from RefSeq and is a predicted model, not a curated record.
AUGCAGUUGACAUAUACAAGUGCCGCCCUCUUAGGGUUUUCGUCACUCGUUGCUUCUGCACCUGCUGUCGAAAGGGAUGUUCUGCAGCCUGCUGAGCGAGGACUGAAGUGGACACCGAGGGCACACAAGAGGAUGCCUCUGGAGAUCGUUCAACAAGUUCAGGAGCCGACCUUGAUUAUCGUUCAGGAGAACCUCGAUCAGAUCGCCCAACUACAACAGGUUGCUGAGCAGCAGUUUGCAGCUCUCGUCCAGGCACAGGUGGCUCUGGCAACCCAGCUGGACACCAUCAAGAACAACAUCCGUGUCAACCACUUCAAAGCGCGCUUCAGCCAAGUUAAUACGGUUAUUGUCACGGUACAGACCCUGGUCGACCAGACACAAGGCCAGCAAGCACAGAACAGAUAUCUCAUCAACCAGCUGUUGGCAGACAAUGGAAAGCCCGAGUCCCAAAUCGUUGUCAUGGUCUCAGAUGCCGCCACCAUGACCGUUGGUGCACAACAGACGGCCGCCGUCAAUGGUGCCAGCGCGGAGUCUGCCCCGACGGCCACCCCAGUUCUUGCCAACUUCGACCCGAACGCCCCCUUUGGCCAGCUCAACCAGCAGGUCAUCCUUCCGCUCGGUGCCCAAGCGCCCCAGGUCAACCAGGUGUUCGCUGAUCCUGCGGCCAUUAUCUUGCCCAACCAGAACAACCUAUUCGUCGAGGACUCCGGCGCUUUCCUCGCCGACUGCGCUCAACAGAGUGCCUUCUUCCAGCUCCAGGCUGCGCAGAUCUUCCAAAACUUCCAGCAGCUUGCUGCUGCCCAGGCUGGUGCGGUGAUCAUCAUCAAUAACAACAACGGUGGUAACAAUAACAACAACAACAAUGGCAACAACAAGGGCAACAAGAACAACGAUGGCAAGAAGAACGGCGGUGACGCCGCAGCCCAGGCCUCCAAGGCCGCAGAAGCCGCCGCCGCUUCCUCCGCCGCACAGGCAGCGGCCUCCUCGGCUGCAGCCGUUGUCGCCGCCCCUGCUGCUCCGGCCGCCACCUCGGCCGCCCAGCCACCUGCUGCUGCUGCCCCUGCUGCCACCUCGGCCGCGCAACCGGCUGCCGCACCAGCUGCGACGGCAGCGCCAGCGGCAGCACCAGCAGCGGCGGCUCCGGCAUCUGGGUUCAUCACGCUGGUACCAGCACCGCAGUAA